AUGGACAUGUGGAACUGCCCUCGGCGACCUAGAGAAAUUGACCCAGAACUAUCUGUCAUUCCCUUCUUUCUUAUCUCAUUUACAAAUGCUGAGUUCAAUGUGUCCCGGCUCGUAAUUCUCCAUGAAGAAGCUGAGGAUGGAAAUGCUAUGCCGGAUCUUACCCGGCCGGUUAGUCUCGUGUCACGAGCCGUCGACAAUCUUAUAAAGGUAAUGAUCCGCGAAAUAGUGCUAUCUUAUUAGUA
Messenger RNA from Strongylus vulgaris, 242 nucleotides. The record is from the annotation of a GenBank genome assembly. NCBI's taxonomy places the organism in Eukaryota, Metazoa, Nematoda, Chromadorea, Rhabditida, Strongylidae.